UUUAGUUAAACUGAAGUUACAAAUUUAAUGUAAACGUGAUGAAAUUGUGACAGGUACAAUACCGGAUGAGAUUGGUGAUCUUCCACAGUUAGAGAAUUUGCAACUGACGAUUAAUAAUCUCAAUGGCAUCAUCCCAUCCAAACUCUUCAAUAACUCCAUGAUAAGACACAUAUGGCUUUCUUUAAAUCAGCUUUCAGGUAGCCUCCCAGCAAACAUAGGUCUUUACGCUCCAAACCUAGAAUUCCUUGGUGUAGCCAAAAAUAACCUCGCGGCCGGACUACUCCCUAACCUCUCCAAUGCUUCCAAGCUCAGGGAACUAGACAUGAAUACAAACUCAUUUACCGGGGUUCUUCCUAGCACGCUAUGUUCCUUGAAAAACCUCAAGUAUCGUUCCUUGUACUCGAAUAAUUUGACGACUGAUGCUUCUACUCCACAAGCAUCAAGCACUCUCUCUUGCUUGUUUAAUCUUAGAGAUUUGACAAAAUUAUACUUGUCACACAAUCCACUAAACACCACAAUUCCAGCUUCUCGCGGGAAUCUUUCUAUGUCACUCCAAAGAGUUGAUUUAAGCAUGUCCAACAUCAGGGGUAACAUUCCCGUUGAUAUUGGCAACUUGAGUAGCUUGAUUGCAUUAGACGUGGAUAACAAUCAGUUGAGUGGAGCAAUUCCAACUUCAAUACAAGGGCUACAAAAUCUCCAAGCUUUGUAUUUGAAUGAUAACGAACUGCGAGGACAUAUCCCGUACGAAAUCUGUCAACUAAACAACCUAGCUGAGUUACGUUUGGGUGGUAAUCGGCUCUCUGGUUCUAUUCCUUCCUGCUUGGGUACUUUGGCAGUAGCUCUAAGAAGUCUAUCGUUAAGGUCCAAUUUGUUGACUUCUAAAAUACCAUCUUCCUUGUGGGAAGUCAAGUAUAUAUUGCACCUAAACUUGUCAUCCAACUCUCUAGUUGGACCACUCUCAGAAGAUAUCGGAAAGUUGAAAAAUGUGGUGGAUAUGGAUUUAUCAAAUAACCAUUUCUCCGGAAACAUUCCCGGUAACAUUGGGGGUCUUCAGAAUAUGAUUAAUUUUUCCUUGGCAAAAAAUUAUUUAGAAGGCCCUAUUCCCAGUUCAUUUAAAACCUUGCUAAGCCUAGAAUUCUUGGAUUUGUCCAAAAACAAUCUAUCUGGAGUGAUCCCUAAGUCAUUGGAAGCACUCUUGUAUCUCAAGCAUCUGAAUUUGUCUUUCAACAAACUCCAAGGAGAAAUUCCAACAGGCGGGCCUUUCGGAAACUUCUCUGCGGAUUCAUUUGUAUCAAACGGUGCACUUUGCGGUGCUUCCCGACUCCAUGUUCCACUGUGCAAAAAUAGAACAAAAGUUGAGCCAAAUUGGAGGAAAGCUAAAUAUAUCAUCUCAGGGGUCAUAUCAGUGAUACUCUUAGCAGCCACUGCAUUGAUUCUAAUACUAUGCAGGAAAAGGAAUGUUGAAGUUGUAACAGAAACUGCCUCGCUGCGUCAAGUACUUUGGAGAAGAGUUUCACGCCUAGAACUUGUAAGGGCGACAAAUGGAUUUCAUGAGAGUAACUUACUAGGCAAGGGGGGUUUUGGCUCAGUAUACAGAGGAACACUUUCAGAUGGGAUAGAUAUUGCCUUCAAGGUUUUCAAUUUACAGCUAGAAGGGGCAUUCAAGAGUUUUGAUAAGGAAUGUGAAGUGCUAAGCAAAAUUUGUCAUCGGAAUCUUAUUAAAAUCAUAAGUUGCUGCGAUGAACUUGAUUUCAAAGCCUUGAUACUUCAAUUGAUGCCUAAUGAAAGCCUCGAAAAGUGGUUGCAUUCUCCAAACCGCUUCAUGAAUAUCCUACAGAGGUUGGACAUAAUGAAAGAUGUUGCAUUCGCACUAGAAUAUCUUCAUCAUGGUUACUCGAUACCUGUUGUUCAUUGUGAUGUGAAACCAAGCAAUAUACUACUAGAUGAUGAUAUGGUUGCACAUGUUGCUGAUUUUGGCAUCGCAAGACUUAUCAGCGAAGGAGAUUCGAUGACGGAAACCAUGACCCUAGCCACAAUUGGAUAUAUGGCUCCAGAGUAUGGGAUGGAAGGAAUCGUUACGACAAGAGGGGAUGUGUAUAGUUUUGGUAUUGUACUCAUGGAGACAUUUACAAAAAGGAAGCCAACAAAUGAGAUGUUUGUUGGGGAAAUGAAUUUAAAGCAAUGGGUUGCACAUUCAUUAUAUCCAGAUGCUGCUAUGGAUGAAGUUGUAGAUGCCAAUAUACUUAGCAAGGAAGAAGAUGGUGAUUUCGUGAGCAGGAGGGAUUGCUUAUCAUCUGUUAUGAGAUUAGCUUUAGCUUGCUCUGCAACAUUGCCGGAAGAGAGGAUUAACAUGAAAGAUGCCGCAGUCACACUCAAUAAAAUCAGGACCAAGUAUUUGAAGGACUGGAGGACAGAAUUUGUAGUUCUUGUUGUUCUCUAUAUUUUCAAAUCCAUUUUCAUAUUGUUGUUUUCGAUCUGCAAAGACUACAUUAUUUUCUAG
Malus domestica (apple) is the source of this 2500-nucleotide messenger RNA. The record is from RefSeq and is a predicted model, not a curated record. Lineage: Eukaryota; Viridiplantae; Streptophyta; Magnoliopsida; Rosales; Rosaceae.